GCUGCCCCUGGGGUUUAAUGGCUUUGCAGAGAAGCUCCUGCCUGGCAUAUUGAGCUGCUCCAGAAGGUCUAACCCAUAAGCAGUCCAGCAAGACUAUGAAUCUCUGUUCCAAAUGCUUUGCUGAAAAAAGAAAUCCACACAAUGAGAAAGAUUUCCAGAAGAAGCAGCCAGACGAUGACUCUACUCCCAGCACAAGCAGCAGCCAGUCAGAUUUGUUCUCUGGAGAAACGAACAGUGACAACAGCAAUACCUCUCUAACCACGCAGGCCGCUAACUCCAACCAGCAACUUUUGACAGAACUGAAUGUAACUUCACCGAGCAAAGAGGAAUGUGGGCCAUGCACAGGUACAGCUCAUGCCUCGUUAACCACACCAACCAAAAGAUCUUGCGACUCAGAUUCACAGUCGGAGAGUGAGGCUUCUCCUGUGAAACGGCCACGGCUACUGGAUGACAGUAAUGACAGGCCUGAAGAAACCAGUCGAUCCAAACAGAAGAGUAGACGCCGAUGCUUCCAGUGCCAAACAAAACUGGAGCUAGUACAGCAGGAACUGGGAUCAUGUCGCUGUGGUUAUGUGUUCUGUAUGUUACAUCGCCUGCCUGAACAACAUGACUGCACAUUUGACCACAUGGGACGUGGGCGUGAGGAAGCCAUUAUGAAAAUGGUGAAACUGGAUCGGAAAGUAGGGAGAUCUUGCCAACGCAUUGGCGAAGGAUGUUCCUGAGUGCAAGACUGCAACCAAAUGCUGUUCUCUUAGUUCACUAAUGUUAGCCUUAUUUAGGACAAAGUCAGCCAGACACCUUGUACUAGGCAAGUUUCAGACUACAGCCAAUCAGUUUCCUUUCUUUAGCCAACCGUCCUGGUACUGUAGUUUAGGGGUUGAUGGUGGUUGAAAUUGAUUUCUGGCUGGUUACUAAGGUGCCUGCUAGCCACCGUAUAAAAAUAAAACAUGAAGAAAUAUUAUUUUUGAGCAUGGCUAGUGGAUUUAAACAAAACAAGAAAAAUCCAAAGGCUUCUGUUAUUGCUGGAGUCACUCUAAAAGCCUUAUGCUGGAAACAUUCCAGCUGCAGAGUUAAAACAAAUAGUUGUAUAGAAGCUGGUGUAAAAGUUUGCUAUGCACAUGGCUUUCGGACAAACUGUUUAAUGUGCAGCCUUUCACCUUUUCACUGCUAGUGAAUCCUGAGGAGGUGAAAUACUACUAAGAGCAGCAACUGCAGCUGCUUAAGCCCAGAAGACCUGACUGGUCACUCGUGCCUUCAUUGCGUGUGGCUUUUGAGUUAGGCAGUGUCACCAGCAUCAGGGAUUCUGUUGGGGUAGGAACAUCUUUCUGGUUCUUCCCAGGAAGCCAAAAAGAAAGGGGGACAGAGAUUCUUAUGAAAAAUUUUUAUAUCUAUCUUACUAUAAAGAACCUAUCGGGGUUUUUUUUUUGUUGUUGUUGUUUUAUAUUUUUGGUCUUUCUUCUCAGUUAAAUUAUGAUCUCACUUCAAAGCCAACUCCAUCCCAGAGCAGUAAAUGGUGCAUACAUUUUACAUGGCAUCCACAGAGAUUCUACAAGAUGUGUGAACAGAUUCCACAUGCCUUGAGCAGUGCAGCCAUUCCCACUGGCCGAAACCUGAUUGGCUCUUGUUUGCCUUUUGCUAAGUGCAGGUAUCUGAUAAUUGAUCAAAUAAGGCUAAUUCACAGCACAGUAGCCAUGGCUGGAUUCUACAGACUGACUUUCUGUAGCUAGACUUAUAUAUUGGGGAAAAAAAGGACAUUUUGUAGCAAACGGAAUUCAGUAACAGUAUUGGGGAACAACCAGUAAAACACCCUUUGUCACAUUGAGUUUGUGUUCCUCACAUCCAGACUGUCAGUGAGAUAAUCGAAUGGGCUAUAUCAGCCCCCAUUCUAUGCAGCUGAACGCUCUCAUGAAAAUCUCUGCCCACAUCUAUUGCAAAGCAAGUAAAGCAAGUGAAUGUGAAAAGCAUUACAUGGAGUAGAAUGUUUUGGAUCUGUUCAGACCUAUGGUUCUGUAUUACAGUAUGUCACGUUGAGCUGAGCUGAACUGAAUUGCACCAGUCUCAUCAGUUUGGAAGCAAAAAAGCAAACGUAGUAAUUGGCAUGUCUCCUGCUGCACGUAGGGUUUAUGCAGGUAAAAAAGGAUCUGUACCGAUGUGGCCCAGCUUAAUCCUGAGGGAAUUUAGCUUCUCAGUGUAUUAGUAAGGUAUUAACAAUCAGGUAAAUUUGUAAGAAAACUGGAGGGAAGGAAAGAUUUUUGUCUCAUCUUGGAAUACUGGACAGAUGUAAAACAUCAGAGGGGUGAAGUAACGUGUCACUUGAAAAACCCCAGUGCUUUGGGAGUAAGCUUAUAUGAGUCAUCUUCCAUUCUACUCGUUACAGGUAACUAACUCCUUUUAGGCCAAAAUAUAUUGUUACUUUGGUAGUCAGCUAGGAGCAUUUAACAAGGAGACAACUAAUUUAAAAAAAUAAAUAUAUAUGUGUCUCUCCACACACACACACACACUCAGCAUCUGAUUGUAUUAGCAUUAAUUAACCAUGAAGCAAAUCGGAAGCGUCCCAUCAGUAAAAAAUGCAAACUGUCCAAAAGGCAAGCUGUUUGUUAUUUUUUAUUGUUGUUGUUAUUCAAGAACAUGAAACCAGCAGCAAAAUUUUCUGUAAUGUGCUGCGUUUUCAGGAAACGGUCCUGGUGAGAGGGGCUGUCCAGGAGUAUUAUUUACAUUUGCCGUGAGGAGUUUCAAAAAACAUGGAUUUUGGCGGCUGCUGUGAUACGCACUUUCUUUUCCUACAAAAUCCUAUUAUAGCAUUUGAUGGGCAUUCUGAUUGAUACAAAAGACUUUUCUGCAUUAAUACUGAAGAUGCUAUUUUGUUCCUCCUUUAUAUUCUCUUUAAUCUUGUUACAAGUGCACAGAUGGUUUCAAGGUGGCUCUUGAGAGAACACUACUUAAAGUUCAUGUGAAUUAUGGACAAUGUUCACUUUAAACAAAAAGUUGGGGAGGGGGUUGUUCCUUUGCAGUAUCUGUUCUGUGAAGUUUGUUAAACGUAAAGAAAGCUUAAGUUCUUGUAUCUUAAAAGAAGAUCUUAUUUAACCCUUUUGUGUUCUAGAUUUACUUACACAUGUAGCCUAGAGCUCAGUUUUAGUUUAACAUUGUGAAAAUAUUAAAAGAAUCUUGUAACUUUAUUCUUUUUCCUCCUGCUAAAAAAAAAUUAAACCAAUCAGAUUAAAGUUUGAAUUCCUUUCUGCCUAUUCCAACAGGUCUUGCUAUUUUGCACCAUUUCUGCUGCAAUUUCAUGUAAGAAAUAUGAAUGGGGAAGAUACAAACAUUAGGUCAGUAAAUUAAAGCUGAAUUUUCAGUUGGUGGAAGGUGGACAGUAUUUUCUGACAGUUUGGAAGGGGAGGAUAAUAAUUCUGGGUUCAAGUUUACUGAUUUAUUUUGUAAGUAAAUCUGGCUAAAACUCCUGUAGCCAGUUUGGUCAAUUUAAUUUUGAGGUUAGAUAAAGAAAUCAAAGUAACAGGUUGUUUAUACUCCUAAGUCAAAUGCAUACUGUACACUAGAUCAUUGGCAUUAAAGUUUUAAAAUGUCUUAAACAUUCUUUCAUGCAUUUUGACAACUUCUGCACCUACUGUAGGAGCUACAUUCCAAACUGUAAUGGGCUGUGUUCAUAAUGGAUAAGUAGAGGAAUAACUUGUUUCUUAAUAAUUUAGGUGCUAGAAACACAAGGUUAAGUAAAAAACAAUUGGCUGUAAUAGAGGGAAAGAGACUAUCAAGGCAAUUAUUUACAAACAAUUUUGAAAAUUUUUUUGAAUUGAAACUGUGUAUGUGUCCCAUGAAAUCGAUUCAUGGGACACAUACACUCAUUUUUUUCCCUCAAAUUUAUAUGGUACUUUUAAUUAUAAAACUGUGUGUGAUUCUUGGCUGUUUUAGUAGAGGUAAGUUAAGUAAAACAGCUCUGUGUUUUCAUUACGUUUCAAACCUAUAGCUGCAUGUGAGCCAAGGCUUCAAGGGAAACAAAGAAUUGCCCAUGAAGGCUGCUGUGCCAGAGCAUGUCCUUAACUGCACUGGUUUCUGUUUUGAAGCAGUUUAGUGUUUUGAAUGAGAAGCAAUGUAACUGUAAAAUGAGGUACCUGAGAACAUGAACCCACUCUUGAGGCAACACUCUGAAGAGAGUCCCGGUGCAAUUAUAGCAGUUCAAAAGUAUUAUUAACUGUUUUUUUCUACUCUAUCAAAGGUGAUACAUUCAAAACUUGAAUUUUGCCUUUCUUCUUUUGGACAAAUUAUAAUCCCCUGGCCUCAUGGACACAGUGUCCUGUUUAUAUUUAACUCUGUACUCGUUGUGGAGGUCAGUUCAUUCUACAAUCAUAGCAGUUCCUUCUGUGACUGUGCUACAACUUAGAUAUAAAUCUCUAAAGGAUAAAAACUUGGGUUUUAAUCUUAUGAUGGCUAUUUCAGUACGAAGACUCACCGAGAAGAAAACUGGUACUAAUGGUGUCAUAAAAAUACAGGUUUUAUAACAGACUCCCAAGAAAUGAAUCAGUGGAGUAACUGACAGCACCUGUGCUCACAGUUGAUAUGUACACAGUUAAGUGCCCAGACAAAUGAAUUAACAGCCUCUUUGUGCUAGUGUAGUUACUGAAAUUGUCAGUCAUCAGUGGAACAGCAAAGAGAAGGUCUAAUUGAAGUAAUCCCUUAAUGUCUCAAUGAGACUGUAGCCAAUUCCCACCGGAAAUAAAUUUGUAUGCUCCUGGGAACUCUUAUGCCUAGAAAACAAAUGGAAACAUUUAAGACAAUACUACUUAAAAUGAACUGUAUUUAUUAGCACCAGAUGUUUAUUUCAUCACUCAAAUACCUGAUUAGUAUUCUGCACACAGAACAAGAAUAAUAUAAGCAGUAGUAAGCUGUGGUUCAACACAAAAGCUGAUGUGGUGGGAUCUGCUGUAUAAGGAUACAGUUCUAGUGUAACCAGUUCAUAAUCUUACGCUUAGCUGAGACUGUGUCUGUACAUACUUUGCUACACAAAGGACCACACUGGAAAAACAGCGCAUAA
This is a messenger RNA of Athene cunicularia (burrowing owl), 5041 nucleotides long. RefSeq names its product zinc finger AN1-type containing 3 (gene ZFAND3). The record is from RefSeq and is a predicted model, not a curated record. Lineage: Eukaryota; Metazoa; Chordata; Aves; Strigiformes; Strigidae. Bases 96 to 722 code for a protein of 208 amino acids. The transcript is spliced from 9 exons. Gene Ontology annotation, molecular function: zinc ion binding.